Messenger RNA from Glycine soja, 1834 nucleotides. RefSeq names its product F-box/LRR-repeat protein 4-like. The record is from RefSeq and is a predicted model, not a curated record. Gene Ontology annotation, biological process: SCF-dependent proteasomal ubiquitin-dependent protein catabolic process. Gene Ontology annotation, cellular component: SCF ubiquitin ligase complex. Bases 180 to 1574 code for a protein of 464 amino acids. Gene Ontology annotation, molecular function: protein binding. NCBI's taxonomy places the organism in Eukaryota, Viridiplantae, Streptophyta, Magnoliopsida, Fabales, Fabaceae. The transcript has a single exon.
CUGCGUGUAAGCAAGGUGCCUCUUUCAAAUUCACUUCUCCUCUUCUCACCUAAUCAACCUUCUCUCUCCCCCUCUCGUCAAAAACCAGACCUUGCUAGAACAACAACAACCCGUUCAUUUCUCUUCUGAGUUCUCCACACGAACACAACACACACAGAGAAAGAGAAUCAGAGAGAGAGAUGGUGAACAGUUUAUACGACGAACUACUGCAAGAAAUCUUGCAGAAACUCCCCUCAUCCUCCUCCUCCUCUGUCUCCCUCGUCUGCAAGCGCUGGCUCCGCCUCCACCGUUCCUCCACAACCUCCCUCUCUCUCCGCCUCACCACCCCUCAUUUCUCUCUCAUCCCUUCUCUCUCCUCCUUUCUCUCCCACCACCCUUUUCUCUCUUCCCUCUCUCUCUCCCUCUCCCCACCCCUCUCUCUCUCCCCACACCUCCUCUCUCUCAUCACUCCCUUUUCCAACCUCCUCGCUCUCUCUCUCUCGCCAGCACCCGUCUCUCUCUCCUCCCUCCUCUCUCUCUCCGCCUCCUGCCCCCGCCUCAAUUCCCUCCUCAUCACCCUCCCCAGGCCCCUUUUUCUCAACUGGGUCACGUCCUUCCCCUGCCUCAAGGAAUUGUCAAUUACUUUCUCUUCCGACGAAGAAGAACGGGUCAAUAGCGACGAUGACGAAGAAAGUGAUGAUUUUGAUUCUGAUUCUGGUUUUGAAUUGGGGUUGGAGAGUCUUUGUUUGGUGGGGAUUCGCGGCGACGAUUGGGGGGUGGGUUGGUUGUGGAGAAGAUGUAAAAAUCUUAGGAAGCUAAGGCUUCAGAGUUGCCAGGGGAUUGGAGGGUCUUAUUCGUCUUUUGUCAAGUGCUUGCAGGGUCUUGAGGAAAUUGAGCUAAGAACUUGCAGGAGUGUGGUUUAUGCUGUUCUAUUAGAGCUUGUGGAGCAUUGUGGCUCCUUGAGUUCCCUCUUGGUUCAUGAUGGUGGCAGCAGAGAGGGGCUGCUGCAGUUCUUUACUGGGUGCAGGUGUAAUGUUCGCAAAAUCGAUCUUCGUUUGCCUCUGGACCUCAACAACGACCAUCUCUUGGCGGUGGCAAAGAAUUUCGAUGGGCUCACGAGCAUAAGGCUUCAGAGCUGCUGCCUCGUUAGUGGGGAGGGCCUGAAGGCCCUCGCGGUGGCGAUGAAAGGGCUGGAAGAAUUGGCGCUUGUUAAUUGUGACGUGGUUGAGAGGGAACCUGGAUUGCUUGCCACAUUGGGGCAGCAUUUGAGGAAAUUGAGGAAACUCGACUUGUCGCACAACGAAAUGUUGUGUGACAAGGAGCUCGUUUCGAUGACGGUUUCGUGCGUUCAUUUGAUUGACUUGAGGGUGAGAGGGUGCAAGAGGCUCACCAGUGUUGCCAUGGCUUCCAUGCUCAGGAGCUGCAAGCAGCUUCGGAAUGUGGAUGUUGUGAACUGUUUUGGGAUUGACUCUGAAGCUGUUGAGUUGUUUCUUAAGAAUUGUUCUCGUUUGAGGAGAAUGGAGGUUGAGGGGAGCAAGCUCUCCGAUGCUGCGAAGAUGUGGGCCUCGAGUAAGUUUAUUGAAGUUGUUGUGUAAUUGGCAUGGAAGGUGGAAGAAACAAGUGUAUAUUUUCUCUCAAUUUUUUAAUAAACAGGUAUACUUCACAGUUCACACACCUGAUUGAUGUAUUUAUGUAUUCAUGCUUCUGUAAUUUAUGCUUGGAAAUGCUAUCAAUAUAUGUGAAUAAGGCUUCUAAUUAAUCUCAUUUUGUGGGAUCAAUCAAAUAAAGCACUAUUUAUAUUGAUCUACGAAAUUGGUGCAAGCUGAAAGAAGCAAAGCAAAAGUGUUUAAGUGUA